AUGGAAGAAAAAAAUUAAGAUUAUUUAGAAUUCAAAUCCUACAAAUCAAUAAAAUGGUCAGAACUAUAAUUGGGAGAUAUUGUAUGUCUAAAGAGAGGGAAGUAGAGUCCUGCUGAUCUUCUCAUUUUAGACUCAAGUUAAGAGGAGCUUCUAGUUGAUUUUGAAGUGCGUACUGCAUGUUCUUGUACAUUUGUUAACAUUAAUCACAACACAAAAGGUAAUAUAAUGGAUUUCAUUACAAAACUAAAUGGACAAAUCUCUUUUAGUAUAUAAGAGUCGCCUGUAGGGAGUAUAAAAUUAAAAAAUGAUCCAAAAGCUACUUCAUUUAAUAAAAAAAAUAUGAUUUUGAAGGGAGAAACGCUGGAUAGGGUAGACUGGAUUUUUGGAAUGGCAAUUAGAGUUGGAGAGGAUUGCUGUUAUGGUUAAACAACUCUAAAGAAAUAAAACUAUUCAUAAAAAAGCUGGAUAGUAGAAUUUCAGACUUACAUCUCUUAUACUUGUUGGAUCUUAUUUUCAAUAUGUUUUAUAUCUAAUAUGGUUUUUUCAUCCUUUUUUAUACGUGAGUAUUUUUUUAAAAGUCUAAUUUACUGCUUGUUAAUAUUUCCUUAGAACUUAUAAUUGUUAGAAAAAAUAUGUUAUUUUUUUAUUAUUAUCAAAAAUAAUAAAGCAUUUUAUAAGGAAUAGUAAAAGGUGAAAAAUAAAUACAAAGUUAAAAAAUAGUAAAAGUUAAGAGCAAAUGAUUAUCCAAUAGUUCUUAAAUCAUAAAAUGAUAGGAAAAUACUAAUGCCUAUAGAAAAAUAUUUUAAUUUGCCACUAUUAUCAUUUCAAAGACAAACAUAAUUAUUAGGGUUCAAAUCUCAUAAUAAUAAUGAGACAGGGCUUAUGAUGUUAACUUCAUAGAAUGUCUUAGAUCUUAUUAGGACUGAUAUUCUAAUUUUGGACAAUCCAAAAUUUUUAUUUAAGGCCAAACCUAAAGUAGUCUAACUUGUUGAAAACUUUAAAACAUACCAUUUUAGUUAUAAUAAACUUAAAAAUUUGGUGAGAAAUGCUUCACCAAAAUAAAAGACGAAUUGUGACAAAUUAUUAAUUGACACUAAUAGAUAAUAAACAUAAGAUGAAAUGAAAACUUUAGAUAUUGAUCUUUUGAUUUCUGAAAAAAGAGUUCCUGAUCUCAGAAAUUGUACUGAUAUUUUAUUAGCUUCAAUCUAGAUUUAGAAAAUAGGGAAUAUUAAAGAUAACAACUAAAAGGAUUAAAAAUAAAAUGAUACAAAAUUGAAUAAUGGCAUAGGCAAGAAAAAGAGUGCCAGAUACAUUUUUGAUUCUUCUUUUGUUAAACACUAAUAAAAUAGCAAUUAAGUUUUUGACAACAGUAAAGAUGCAUCCAAUCAUAAUAUCUCUUAAUCUUUCUAAUCAUCACAUAUUGGAUUGUAAAAAUAAAAAAAUCAAUUUGUCAAGCCUGGAACUAUUAUUAAGCAAAAUCCUAAUUUUAGCCAGAUGUCCUAAAAAAAAAUUAACGACCUAAACUCUGAUAGAAUUAUAAGCGAAAAUUAUAAUGAAUAGGACUUUAUUGAUAUUCUUUACAGCCAAGAUGAUAGAAUAUAUAAUGAAAUUUUAGUGAUGAUGCUUCUAACAAAUAGUAUUAUAAGUGUGUUUAAUGAAAAAUUAAAUAAAUUAGAAUUUAUCUUUGAAAAUAGUUAUGAUGAAUCCAUUCUAUAAUUUUGUGAAUUACUUGAUUAUAAUCUAAUUUGUUCAACAGAAUAGGAGAAUACUAAAUAAGAAUUAAAUAGCAGAACAAUUAUAAAAAAGGUUAUUUCAAUUGGUACCAGUUCCAAAGUCUUUGAGAUUCUAACUUUUUUAGAACCUACAGAGAAUAGGAAACACAUUUUAUCAGUAUUAGUUAGAGAUCCAGAAUCAUUUUAGUUAGAUGAAGGUGCAUUGUUAUAUACAAGAAUUGAAACAAAUAAUCAGACAGAAAAUAAAUAUCAUGAAAAUUUAUAAGAAAUGAAUUGGGACGGAUUAAAAACAUUUUUAUAUUAGAAAAGGUAAUUAGGAUAUUCCUAAACAAAUGAUAUCUUGAAAAAAUUAUCCGCUAUCUCAGAGACAUAUGGAAAUAGAUCUCAUGAAAUAGAAAAACUAUUCAUUGAACUUGAAUCUAAGAGUGAACCUAUUUUUGCUAUUGGAAUAUCAUCAACAAAAUAAAAAUUAUUAUAGCAUUCAUCUUAAGAAUUCAUAUAGGAAUAGGUAAAUUAAGAAAGAAUCUUUUUCACCUUAUAAAAUUAUAACAUCAAACUAUGCAUCAUUAUACCUGAUUCUUAUGACGAUUUAAUGCUUUUUGUUAGAACAUAUUCAAUAAUCUAAUCAAAAGAACAAAUUAUUGAAUUCAAAGAAAGGGACUCUUAAUAGUUACAAUAUAAGUUUAGGUAGUAUCUUUAAAAUCUGAUGUCUAAUAAUAUACCAAAUUAUCAGGAUAACUUUAUAAUUGUAAGUUCUGAAGCAUUUGAUAGUAUUUUAGAGGAUGAAUAUUUAAAAUAUCAUUUUGUUUUUAUAUUCUAAAUGUCUGGUGGAUUAGGUGCUUAUCGAUUUACAAGUAGAUAAAAAGGAAAAUUAGCAAAAAUUCUAUAAAAAACUAAUUAAAAAAUACUCAGCGUUGGAAAUUCUUUAGAUGAUGAAUAUCUAUUUAGUAAAUCUCAUUUAACAGUUAGUUUAAUGAAAAAAGAAUAGGAAAUAACUAUUAUAAAUUCAAAAUUUGUAGCUUUAAAUAUUAAAUAACUAUUAAAGAUGAUUUUUCUUAUUUGCCCUAGAUAGAUGUAGAAUUAUUUAGCAUUUUUAGAAAUCCAAUUAUAUAGAUGCUUACUAUUAGGUUUGAUAAUAUUUAUUAUUAGCUUUUAAUUUGAAGAUAUUUAACUAUUUUGGCUAUUGAUAUUUUUUUUAAUUCCAAGCAAUAUUUUGUCAUCUAUUUAGCACUAUUUUUUAUUGUGUAAUCAGAAAGAAUAAACGCUUAAAUUUUAAUCUACUUAUGUUAUGAUAUUUUAAAGUAUAAAGAAGAGAAGUAUGUUAAGAGGAAUUUUAGGGGUUUUUGUAAUAGUUAUUAUUGAUUUAGUAUAUUUGAUUCUAACUGAAUAAACUAUUUUAUUGGUUAUCUCUUCAAAUGGUAAAAUUGAUUAAACAUCAAAAUCAGUAUUACUUUACAUAAGCUUAGAAUUAUUAGAUAAAUCUAAAAUUUUAUUCCAUAUUAUAAAGAAAUAUGAAAAUAUCUAUUAUAAACUUAUGUAAUUAACUAUUACAAUUUUUAUAUUGACUCUGUUAAUAAUAUGUUUUAAUUUGGUUUAAGCCUCUACUGAUGAUUAAAGACUGAUAGAUGAAUUCAAUUAAUAAAAUUUUUUAGCUUUCAUUUUCAUAAGUGUUUUUCUAAUUGGUUUAUCAUUUGUGACUCAAGAGAUCUUGGAGAUUUAUUCGAUAAAUUUCAUGAUACCCUCAGAACAAAUCACCUUUGAGUAAAACUAAAAAGAUAUUUUGGAAUUAAAAAAAAAACUAAAUUCAAGCAAUUCACUUAGCGAAGAAGAAGAAGAAGAAAUGCAGUUAAUUUUUAAUUAAAAAAUUAAAAAAAUUACAGAUUAGCUUUUUGAUAAUAAAGAUUUAGUAGAUGAAAUAAUAACUAAAUAAAUAAAGGGAGAUUAAUCAGUAGUAGAUGAAAUGGAUAAAUUUCAAGGAUUUCAAGAUAAAAAAACCGAAAAGGAUUUUUAAGACUUCUUUAAAUAAUAGAACUAACAUAAAUUUAACAUUUUCUAUGCUUUUAUAUUUUAUGAUAUAUGCAUACUAAUAAUGUACUGUUAUGAAAUACUUACAAGUAGCGUAUUUCCAUUAUCAAUUUUAUUAACUGUAUUAAUUUAAUUUAUCAUUUAACUUUUUAUUUCUCUUUUAUAAUUAAGGGUGAUCACUAAUAAAAAGAUCUAAUAAUAUUUUUAGUUGCUAUCCCUUAUUUUAAGAUACAUUUUUAAAAUAUUAAUAGAUGUACUUUAUAUAGGAAAUUAUCAAGAAUUUGUUGGAUUCAUGUUUAAUAUCUAAUUUAUUCUUGCUUUUGCAAUAACAACUCAACCAAUAGUUCCAAUUAUUUUCUAUGUUAUCUUAUAAUUGGUCAUUUACAUAAUAGAUUUGAUAAUAAAUGGAUUUUCAAUGAAUUUUCUUAAUUAAAAAGAAGUGAUAUAUUGCUUAGUCAAAUUUGGGUUUCUAUUAGUUGAAAUAUCAUAUCCAAUUUUUGAAAAUGUUUAAAAGUUUCAAUUUUUACAGAGAUCUUCAUAUAUUUAUUAGAAUAGACUGAAUAUUGAAUAAAAGAAGAUAAACUAUAUUUUAGGUUUAUUGAUGCCAAGAUUUAUUUAAGAGAGAAUGAAUAAAGGUUAGAUUUAGAUUUAGCAAGAUCAAGGCGAUGUUACAAUAUUAUUUUGUGAUAUUUACCAAUUCGACAAGGUUAUUAAAUAUGAAUAAGAAAAUAUAUUGAACUUUUUAGAUACUCUAUACAGAGCCUUUGACUAAUUGUGUUAGACGUAUGAUUUGUAAAAGAUAGAGACAGUUGGUAAAACUUAUAUGGCAGCUGGAGGAUUGAAGGAUUAUGAUGCAGUGAUAAAUUAAAAAAAUGCUAAUAGCACAACUAGAGCUUUAGAAACGGCUAUAGCUAUGAUGGAUGCUGUAAAAACAAUGAAAUAUGGUGAUAAUCAAGAUGUUAAAUUAAAGAUUGGAAUUCAUUAUGGUAGAGUAAUUGCUGGUGUAAUUGGAGUUCAUAAACCAUAAUUCUCAUUGAUAGGAGAUACAGUAAAUACUACAAGCAGGGUUUGUAGCACAGGUGAUGCUGGAUUCAUUACAUUGAGUGAAUCGGCCUAUAACAAUAUUAAAGAUACAACUAAAUAUUAAUUUGAUGAAAAGGCAGUGGCUGCUAAAGGAAAAGGGACACUUCUAACAUUUCGAUUCAAGGUAUAACUAAAGGAUAAAGAUUCAACAAGAUUAAUAUCAUCUAAAUUAAUUAAAGAUCAUUAAGAAUCCAGCAAUGAAACUAGAGUUCAAGUUAUGCCAUUAAAAAAUCCUGAAAAUAAGAAACCUCCUGCCAAAAUUUUGAUGAAAAGAGCUUCUGUUAUGAAUCCAAUAGGAUUGGGAAAUGAUCCCAACAAAUCCCCUAUACUAGUUUUAAGACAGCUCUAGUAAUAGUUAUAAAACAAAAAGACGUUUUAAAUUAUGAUCAAGAAAAAGUAAUCGAUUGAUCAUGAAACUAAAGAACAAGAAGUCAAACGUUAAAAUUCUUAAAAAUCGAUAUCUAGUUCGAAUUAAGAUCUAAAUUAAGGAUAAUAAAUAUAGAAUGAAAAUCAAUCUCAAGUUUAAUAGCAGCCCAAGGUUGUAAAUACAAAUCCAAAAAUGAGAAGUAGUAUACUGUAACUGCAUAAACCACUUAAAAGGGGAAAUGAAGAUGGAGCUAUUUAGCAUUAUCCAUCAACCUUGUAAUAGUUUUCAAUGAGUCUAUUUUAACCUAUUUCAGACAUUAGACUUUAACCCUCUUCUAAUUAGAUCUCGUCCUCACAAAACUAAUAGAGCUCAAGUAUAUAACCUUAGUUAAGUGUACUACAAUAAAAUUCUUAAACUCAAAUGGUCUAGAUUUUGGAACACCCAAGUAAAGAGAGCAUAAAGUAGGUGAGGAUUGCAGAGGAAGCAUAAAAUUAAUAGAAUAAUCAAUAGCCUCAAAGAGGAUAAAUCAAAAGGAAGGGAACUGUAAUAAUGGCUGAUUUGGUUAAUAAGAAAAAAAUGAUGAAAUCAAACACUAAAAUAAUUCUACCGGAAGAUAAGGAACGACCUCUUAAGUUAGUUUAAAAGGAAAAUGAAAAUCAUUUUGAGGGAAAAGGAAAAUAAAUAGAAAAUCCUGGAUUUUUUGAAGCUUAAGAGAAUCUUAUAAAAAAAGAAAAUGAUUUUGUUGAAAAUUCUGAUGAAAUUGAAAUAAAUAAAAAAUAGAGCAUUUCAAAACUUUAGUAAAGAUUAGAUUUGAUAAAAUUAAAGAACAUUAAAAAAUUUAAAUUAGACUUUGAUAAAGAUUUUGAUUAUGAAUUGAAUAAAAGUUAAUACGAUAGCAAAGACCAUGUAUUGUAUUAUUAGAUCUACGAAGAAUAUAAUCUGCAAGAAUUUAUAUAGUUUAGAAAAACAUUUAUACUGUUACUAAUUCUUAUGAUUUGUAAAAGCCUUUUAUAUUUCUUAUUAGACGAAUUAAAUCCAUCAAAUAAAAUAGAACUAAUCAUUGUUAUUUUAUGUCAACUCAUUGUUAGUGUAUUGAUUAUCUUUCCUUUUUACAAAUUCUAAGAUCUUUAAGAUUUUAAAAAAGCUAAAUCUUUAAGUUUAAUCUAUUUUAUAAGCAUAAGUUCAUUAAACAUUUUAAUAGUUUACUUUGUGGAUGAAUAAGAAUUUGAGAUAAUUUUGUAAUUAUGUUAGAUUACUUCAAUCUAUAUCAACUUAUUUCACUAAUAACUUUUUAUUCUAAAAGAUAAAUAAUAUUUAUAAAUCAUUUACUUUAUUCUUUUGAUUCUAUUAACUGUAUAUAAAAAGUACAUAUUGGAAAUAGUAUUUUUCAUAAUAAGCACUGAUGGUUUAACCUAUUACUUUGAGCAUUAAGUAAAUGAAAUCCUUGUUAAAAAUUAUAGAGUGAGUCAACAAUUAUAAACUUAAAUAUUUAAAUAUGAAAAUAUUUUGUAAUACUUGAUGCCUCCUCAUGCAUUAAAACGAUUAUUACAACCAGAAUCAGAUAAAACUGAAACAUUUAUAGAUGUUCUAGACCAUGCUACUGUUUUAUUUGCAGACAUCGCUGGUUUUACUAAAUAUUCAAGCUCUGUUUAGCCUGAAACUGUUGUUGAAAUGCUUAGAAACUUGUUUCAAUCUUUUGAUUUAUAUUGUUAAAUGGCAUAGAUAUAUAAACUGUUUACUAUUGGUGAUUGCUAUGUGUGUAUGGGAGUUUUGGAUUACACAAAAAGAGAUCCUGCCGAAGAAGCAUAAAAAGUACUAGCUUUUGGUCUCAAAAUGAUAUAGAUAAUUAAUGAUAUCAAAUAGGAUCCCCAAUAUUAGCAUUUAAACAUGAGAAUAGGAGUGCAUACUGGUAGAGUCCUCGGUGGAGUAGUUGGAACUGAUGUUGUUAGAUAUGAUAUUUAUGGAGAAGAUGUCACAAUUGCUAAUUUGAUGGAGUCAUCGGGAACUGAAGGAAAGAUGUUAAUUAGCGAUUAUACAAAGAAUUUGGUUGAAUCUGAAUAUGAUGACUUUAAAUUUGAAUAUGCGAAGGAUGUUUAUAUUCAAUCAAAGGAUAUGACAAUACCCACUUUUUUUGUUUCACUUAAUGAUUUAGAUUGUUGUGAAGAAAAUUGA
Molecule: messenger RNA, 7380 nt
Organism: Paramecium tetraurelia
Lineage: Eukaryota; Ciliophora; Oligohymenophorea; Peniculida; Parameciidae
Exons: 5
Biological process (GO): adenylate cyclase-activating G protein-coupled receptor signaling pathway; intracellular signal transduction; cyclic nucleotide biosynthetic process
Molecular function (GO): adenylate cyclase activity
Source: RefSeq, a predicted model, not a curated record